AUGGGAACUGUAAAUGAUUCUAACGUAGCGAUUGCAACGUUCUAUGUGAAAGUGAUUUUGGCAAGAACCCUAAAGGACUACAAAAUGAACAUAAUAAAAGAAAAUUAUGAUAAAAUUUUGGCUGUAAUAAGAAUAUGUGCAAAUAUUGUUUCACAUUUUAUUUACAUUAACCGACAAUAUGGCUGGCAAGAUUAUGAAUAUCGACUUUCAGAAUUACUUAUUAACGAUAAACCCCAAUUUUAUUCAAUCAGUGCGUUCAAUAAUGGUCGAUUUAAGCAAUGGCUGGUCAAUAACUAUACAAUCCAUGAAUAUUCUAAAGAAUUGGAUGAUGUAUCUCUCCCAAAGGAGCAGUAUGUGGAAGUUGUAGCACGUGCGGAUGAAUUUUACGUAAAUCCAUUAGAUUCGGAUUAUUGCCUAUCGAAUAUCCCGUACACACCAGAGCCAACACAAUUGCCAAAAAUGCAGCCGUGUCGAUCGGAGCCGUAUUGUUUUGAAGUUCUCCACUCGUCGCCCUCCAUUGCAUAUACACUUAGCCAUAGGCUUCUGAACGUAAUGAUGCGGCAUCAGAUUCGACGCUGUUACUUAACUAGUCCCGAAGAGGAUGCAAAGCACAUGGAUAUCUUGUGCGCGUUCAUGUAUCGGGAAGCCGUGUAUUUGGCGCGCCGCGGUUUCUUCGCCAGGGAUAUUUUUUUGGAACACAUUGCAUUGUGCUCGUUAUUGGGCUACGAAGAAUUCCACCGGCGGCAGUGGUUCAACAAGGCCUCGAGCUGGAUUGACGAUGAGGGUUGCGUCCAGGAGAAUCCAAACUACGAAAUCAAUAAGACCAGUUACCUGAUCGAGCACAGGGCAAGGAGCGUGAAGGAAGCCCAGGAAAUGCGUAAUGACUUGAGGAACGAGUUGUUGGACGAGUGCCACCAUCACCCUAUGGCGCUGGUCGUAAUAGUUAUGGCGCACGGUAUUCGGCAA
Iphiclides podalirius (scarce swallowtail) is the source of this 966-nucleotide messenger RNA. The record is from the annotation of a GenBank genome assembly. NCBI's taxonomy places the organism in Eukaryota, Metazoa, Arthropoda, Insecta, Lepidoptera, Papilionidae.